ACUGUAAAAAUGCUUCCUGUGUUUUGCUGUUCCAAUUUAUUUAGAUACCAUUAAAUUCUUGUCGUGCCACAUGUCUGUCAGGUUGAUUACCUGCACAUGACCACAUGCCCAGUAGCUGAUUGGCUCAUCACAGACAGUUCUACCCAACCCGCCACACCCUUUUUCUCAGCUUCAGUGGAAGCAGGACAAACCGCCACGGAGAUGGAUUAACUCCCACACCCAACUCAACACACCUCCACUUGUCUACAUUCAUGUCAAACUCUCCGAGCCUUCCACAAUUUGAUGAACCACCCCCAGCCUAAUACCAGUGCAAUGUCGACGGGUGACGCGUGGCAUGGUGGCAUUGCCUUGACAUCCUUGAGCAAUAAGGAGAGCACUGGAAGCUAUGACAGUGUAAUCAGCAUGAACUCUGGCUAUAGUGAGGAUAGCAUGGAGCACUUAUCUGCUGAGGAGAGGGCAUGCCUCAUGUAUCUGGAGCAGACCAUUGAGGCAUGGGAGGUGCAGGAGGACAGUGGACUAUCCAAUGACGAACCAGACUCGGUACUCCUUCUAGAGAAGAUGGGUCUGACUGAGGUUGAUGAUAUUUCCAGAUUAAACUUUGAGUCCAGAAUGGACCAGCGAUCUGAGACCUUGCCCACACUGCUGGGUGGCUUACCAGUAGAGGAGGCGUCUGAGUGCAUGACGUUAACCGAAGAAAACAUACCUGAGCAUUGCCUUUUGAAUCAAAACUGUGAACCAAACUUCAGCACUGUUUCUGAAGCCAGCACAGAAGAUCUUAGAACAUAUGUGAAUGUCAUAUCACGACCUCAACCUCUGGUUACUGGCUCAGUCACUGGUUGCGACAUCCCACUAGAUACAGACACUGAGGGACUCUGUUUACCCCCCAUUGACGACUCUCCAAACAUAAUCACUUGCAUUACUCCAGAGAUAGAUGUAGGUCUGAUUCCCCCUCCAUCUGACUUCAUGGAUGAUCCUGGACCUGAUGCACAGCCCAGUCCUGAGCUUGCUCCGGAGCCUGAUCCAGAGGCUGACUGUGUCAAAGCCCCCCCUCACUCCAGCAGCAGCAUGCCAGUCUCUAUUGACUUGAAGCGGCUAUACCAGAGAGCCAUAGAGAAGAGACCUCCAGUUAGUCCCCCUGUUAACCACAAACAUCUGACAGACAAGCUCCCGAUCGAGGCUCGUCAGAGUCUCCCUGCCUUGGAGUCCCUUGUCCCAGUGAUCGUUCGUCCUGAAGUCACAGAGCCCAAGAGCCCACCCUUUGUGGCCCCUAGGACAAAAAGGUUUUCAGUCAAAACACCACACCAGACACAAACAACAGAACCUAAUUCAACCAUUGCACCCAACGGCAAUCAACAACUGUUGGACCACAAGAGAAUCCACCUUCAGGCCCUCCAGAAGCUUGGGCUGCUUAAAGGGUCUGUGGCCGAUUUGGACCCCUCCCUGAGUCAGGAGCUUUCUCCACAAACUCGAAAGUCAUGGGCAGAUCUUCCAUAUCGAAGCAGUCAGUCACUUCUAAAUUUAUCCAAUCUAACACCAUCAGAUAUCUUCAAAAGCAAUGCGUCCCGUGGCUCUCCCUCCACUGCUUCGUCUGGCCCCUCUGCCUUCAGUGACCGUGCCAAACCUCUCUUGUCAGAUCGUGGACAAUCUCCUGUGAACAAUGUGUUAACAGUUAAUACCCAGAUGAAAUCCCCUCCUCGCACACCUUCGGACCUGGUCAAGCAGUUAACCAAGGCCACAGGUGCACAAUCAGGUUCCACGGAGCACUCCGGCCAGCGCCUAAGCCGCCCCGUGGAUCGUCACGAAAGCAUUAGCGUUGAGCAGUGCCUCAGUCAUGCCAUUAGCCCGGACUUUCGGAGACGUGCCUCCUCCCACUCGGCCUUCCAGCACUCUCAGAACUCUCACAAGGAGUCACGGUCACAAGGCGUCAGUGUGUUGAUCUGCCCUCGCGAUGAAAAUGGAGUGGGCCGCCGUGAAGCCCUGAAGAAACUCGGACUGAUCAGGGACUAAGACAAACUUUUCACCCUCUCAAAAUGCCACAAACCUUCCACAUAAUGAACUGUAAAUAAAUACACACGGACAUACAUCAUGUUCUGACUCACAGGAAGGUGUUGUAUUCCUUAGUGGAUGCCCUUGGGCUGAUGGACGCCCCAACAUCGCAAUCUUUAUCUACAUAUUGAUAUCCACUUGCAGUACCUUAUAACCUAAGACCUUCAGUCAUCAAUGCCAUACCUCCGCUAGCAUCCACUACUUUGAUUGCAAACAUGCUCCUAAGACUGUCAGUCAAGCACUCAGGGAUUCAUAUUUAACUCUUUGUUGGGCGGCUGUGGCUCAGACCGAAGGGGAACUGAUUCAAAUCCUGGCUACAACUGUCCGCAUGUCGAAGUGUCCUUGGGCAAGACACUGAACCCUAAUUUGCUCCCAGCGGGCAUGGUAGCAGUUGGCCAUUGGUGUAUGAAUGUGUGGGUAUAUGUGAGGCUUUGUAAAGCGCUUUGGGCCCUGUGAUGGUGUAGAUAAAGCGCUGUACGAGUGCAGUCCAUUUACAAUUUACCAAGAAAAUACUUACCUUAACCUUAUAAAGGAAACGAAGGUUGUCUAUUACUGUCUGUUUUCACAAGUCGUUCCUUUUUUGACAACAGGCAAUGGUUUUUAUUUUUAAGAUUAUGCACUGAGGAGUUUGGCAGUGUACUGCAUAAAGGUGUCAAAAAGCAGGAAGGUGUUGCGUAAAUAAAAUAUGUCCUGCAUUGCUUGUAUCUCCCUUUUGUACAAAGACAGAAGCUGCAAGGGGAUACGAGUGUCAGACGUGUAGUUGGUGUGGUUAGCUUAUGUUGCAGCAACUGGAGUUACCGGUACAUGGACAUGGAGUGUUGCCUUCAGCUCUGUGGGUGGCUUUGGAGCUGAUCUGUAGCUAGAAAAGCGUUAUCUUCGAGAUUUUAUUUUAUGUUCAUUUGGAACAAGCCAAGGCGGCACGGUGGCCGACUGGUUAGAGCGUCAGCCUCACAGUUCUGAGGUGCGGGGUUCAAUCCCCGUCCCCGCCUGUGUGGAGUUUGCAUGUUCUCCCCGUGCCUGCGUGGGUUUUCUCCGGGCACUCCGGUUUCCUCCCACAUCCCAAAAACAUGCAUGAAUUGGAGACUCUAAAUUGCCCGUAGGCAUGACUGUGAGUGCGAAUGGUUGUUUGUUCCUAUGUGCCCUGCGAUUGGCUGGCAACCAGUUCAGGGUGUACCCCGCCUCCUGCCCGAUGACAGCUGGGAUAGGCUCCAGCACCCCCGCGACCCUAGUGAGGAGAAGCGGCUUAGAAAAUGGAUGGAUGGAUGGAUGGAACAAGCCAUUGUAUGUGAUUAAAUCUCCCGUGUGUCAUCAUACUGUACAUUGAGCCACCAUUCCCUGGCUCGUCUCCAGCGCAGUUAUGUAAUGGGAAGGUAUGAGAACUGGUGCAACCCGUUCUUCUCUAGUUCACCUUUGCUGCUCGCGAUGAUGGCACAUUAAUUACCACAAGCUGAAUGAAUAACACGCCUGAUGAGAAAUAAACUCAAGUGUUUGUGGUUUAAACACAUUGUUUUACACCAGAUCGCUGCAAUGUAUUUAAAGGGAACUGAGAUUUUAAAACAAGUUGGGUUCUGUUUUUCUUCUGAACAAGAAACACUUAGGUUAAGUAAGCCACUAGGAUGCUGUGAAUUUGGUCUCAAGCUUCUUCAUAAAAAGCACUUUGGCCGCUAGAGGGCGGUCCUGUUUUAAACAAUCUCCACUGCCACAAGACUGGAUAGGAACCAAAACGAUGGACAGCCUAUAUAUAAAUCUAUCAAAUCUAAAUCUAAAUCUAUAUCUUCAUAUAUAGCUAUAUAGAUCUCUAUCUAUCUAUCUAUCUAUCUAUCUAUCUAUCUAUCUAUCUAUCUAUCUAUCUAUCUAUCUAUCUAUCUAUCUAUCUAUCUAUAAGGUUCUGCAUACUUACCUAUUGCAUGUGAAUUAACUAUCUCAUAAAACAGAAAGAAAGGAUGUACUCAUAUUCUUUGUGCCUUUUUAUUGUACGGCAUAUUAUAAUAGUGGAUGAGUGUGUUUGAGAGAGAUCAAUCUCGUUUUAUUCAUUCAGAAAAAUUCUAGGCUGUUUUUAUAUUUCUUUGAACAUGACCCCCAACAUAACCAUAAAUGUGUAUAUAUAACGGACAUUGUCAUGAUAGUCUGUUAUAAUAUUUGCAAUGACCUUAACAUUUGCAUGCACAUCAUGAAAGAGUUUAGGGGGGGGUUAACAAAUUAGCCUCCUCAACAGUGUGAAAGUAAUUCUCUGGAUCUUUACUGCUGAGUAUUAAACUGCCAGUGGGAAAAAAUGCAAAAUCAGUAACUUAAAGUCAAUAUCAAUUUAUGUGGAUUUAAACUCUAAACCUGUUGUUUUUAUAGUUUUGCAGUUGUAUUUUAUUUUGUCUGAACUUUUACUAUGGCUACAUAGUUUUACAUUGAUGGGCCUGUUGCUGCAUCGUUUUAUUUACCAUGGUGUCAUCAGGACCCAAACAUAACCAUGUCUUAGAGGUGUGAUAUUUCACUGGAAAGGAGGGAAUUAAACAUGGUCAGAAUCUUUGGUAUUUCAUGACGCACAGACAAACGUCCUCAGACAGCGUCUGCCUGAAAAUCCUCGUACUUUUCUUCCCUUGCAAGGCCAUCAAAGAGGAUUAGUGCAGACAAAGUGGCACGAAACCAUUUCUGAGGUUCAAACAUGCCCGCCGUGUCAGUGCUGUGUUUUCUAAAGAGUCAAACCUGUAGUGUGGGUCUUUAACCUAAUAAUAAUAAUCAUAAUAAUAAUAAUAGUGUUGAACGUUCAUUACAUCCACUUCCUUGCCAAAUGCCUGCAGAUAAUAAUCAAUGAGCCAAUCACAGCCAAACGAAUUUUUGCUAUUAAAACUUGUAGACCAUAGAGUAUUGUUUACUUUGGUUGUUCAAAUUCAUUGUUUAAUUAGAAUCUCAUGACAUCAUCAUUGAUAGAUUGUUUGGGGGAACUUGCCUAAGAGCACACUUAAUAUAUAUGCCCUGCCAUGUAAAAAAAAAUAAAUAAAUAAAUGAUUGCUUUAUUUUUGCCUUUUCUGUAAUCCAACAUAAAGCUGCCAUUCUUUACCAUUUUUUACUAUCGAGAAUAAAAGAUAAUGAGGCCCUGAUGACUUGUAGCAAAUGCUUAAUCAUUUUUUGCUCCCUGCUCCACGGAAAUAAAGUAUAUUUAUGAUAGCCUAAUGGCUUUUUGUGAGGGGCAAACACACAAUUGACUAUUAUGACAGCAGGGCCUUGGUAUUCAAAAUGACGAAGAGAAAUGCAACUUGGCAUUUAUCUUUGCAAAGAAAAUUACAUUAAGUUUCCACUCACACGAGAUGCAAUUUAAUAUCCUGUAGCUUUCCAAAAAUAGCAGACAGCCUGAGCAGGUAUUGUGCUGCUUUGUUCUUCGCUUGGUUUUAAAUAUACUUCUAUUUAUUUAUUCACUUUUCUUGAUUGUUGAUUGUCCAAACACUGGAUUGAAUGAUGACUGCCCUGCGACCAUUCCAGGGUGUACCCUGCUUCUUGCCCAAAGUCAGAAGCGGUAGGCUCCAGCUCAGUGGCGUCAUUAGGGCUAUUUUAGGGGGGCUUCAGCCUUGAAUACGAUAGAAUCAACCACCAGUAAGCGUUUUUUGGAUUGGUUUCAACCCAAAAAAGAAAAAAAAAAAACUAAAAAAUGGGGGAGAAAAGAAAAUGGAAAAAAAUCAAAUAAAAUCGGCAGACAGAUGAAUCCGCAGGUGCCGAACUGCCAGUAUGUGGGGGUCCACUGUAAUUGACAAGCUGGUUAGGAGUAGCAUGGGACUUUUUGUCAGCCCUGUAUUGUGAAGCUCAUGGCUGUUUAUAUUGUGAAGCAACAUCUUAUCAUUCAUUGUGCAACUCCUUGCUGUUUACAUAAAGAUGAAGGAGGUUAUAGAGUGAACUUUAUGCGUGAAUUCACACCAUGAAACAGGAGCUGAGCUCAUUUACAUAGAGUUGUCAUCCGUGGAUCUUACUGCAUAAUAAUAAUAAUAAUCCAUUUUCUGAAACGCUGAUGCUCAUUAGGGUUACGGGUGCGCUGGCACCUAUCCCAGCUGACUUUGGGCGAGUACACCCUCAACUGGUCACCAGCCAAUCGCAGGGCACAUAUAGGCAAACAACCCUUCACACUCAGAUUCAUACCUGUGGACAAUUUACAGUCUCCAAUCAACCUACCAUGCAGGUUUUCCUUUUUUUUGGGGGGAAAUGUGGGAGGAAACCGGAGUACCUGGAGAAAACCCACUCAGCCACAGGGAGAACAUGCAAACUCCACAGAGGCCAGGUUGGAUUUGAACCCGGGUCCUCAGAACUGUGAAGCAGAGGUGCUAACCAGUCAUCCAUUGUCCCACAGUAACAACAAUAAUAAUCAUCAUCAUCAUCAUCGUCAUAAUAGUCACUCGUCCACCCAUAUUGAACUGUAGGAAUCAGAGUUGAUGAGUAGAGAGUAACACGGGAGCCAAUAUCUACGGGAAAUGUGAGUCUAUAGGUUUUUCCAGAAGAAAGCCAUUUGUGAUGGAGUCUAUGAAUUAUAUUGAACUCAAUAUUGAUAUGAAAUAUGAAAUAUUUCAGUCAAGGUGCAUCUUGACUUGAAAUUUUAUUUAGGAGAGCAAUGAUUAGAAAGUGAAGAGAGCCAAGAGAUAAAUAUAAGCCAAAUUAACCUGUCCCCCAUAUUUUCAAGAUGACUUUAAUAUUACUUUAUUAUUUAAUUUAAAAUUAAUUGAGUAAAAAUAUUACUCGAGUAAUAAUAAUCCUUUCGCCAACCAUUUUAGUCAAAUAUGCGCCAAAUAUGUAAUCUCUGCAACUUCAAAAGUAUUUGGGGGCAAACACUUAUUGUGUUGUGAGCCAAAAUCAUGUCAUGUCAGCCUCCAUAUUGAUCAGUUAUUAAUUAAAUGUGUUUCACUGUAUUUUGAAGGGGAAUAAUUCACAUCCUUGCAGUAAUGUCAAUCGAAAAAGACACACCUCAGCAUCUUUGUCAAAACAGCGAUAGACCGACUUGCACCCUUAAAACCAGAUGGCAUUCGUUGAUGCUUCCACCCACCAAGUAGCUGGUGAUUGCAGCUGUUAAUUUGAUUUUGAUUACAUUGUGAACUCCUCAAAGGUAAAUUAUUCCCUGUAUUUUUUUGUUAAUUGAAAAUGAUGAUCUUGGCUGACUUUGUGACAAAAGUGACCUUUUUUUGCAUUCAUUUUGCAUACACUCUAACAAUGUGUACAUAUUUUUGGGGUGGUGAAUACUGUAAACAUACUACAUGUUUGUGGACUGUAUUAAAGAAUACAACUAAAAAAUAAAUACUACAAAUCUAACAGUGACUUUGAACAUUUACCCAGUAUUGUAUUGUUUUCAAAUAUGUCCAAAAACAUUAAAAAGCAAAUUUUCAGUCUUCA
This is a messenger RNA of Phyllopteryx taeniolatus (common seadragon), 7404 nucleotides long. RefSeq names its product specifically androgen-regulated gene protein-like. The record is from RefSeq and is a predicted model, not a curated record. The transcript has 4 exons. Lineage: Eukaryota; Metazoa; Chordata; Actinopteri; Syngnathiformes; Syngnathidae. The coding region runs from base 283 to 2007 and encodes 574 amino acids.